UCUUAUCAGCCAACGUGGAACCAAAUAGGCAGCAUCAUGACUGCUCCGGAGUCCGCAAAGUGGUUCAUAGUGAUCAAUGUAUUGGCGAUAACUGCUGCUGGAAGUGAACUAGAUGUGCUAAGAAACACCGACGUUGACUGCGGAUUUGGGUAUGAACUAUUAAUGGCCACCAUCGAUCGAUUGCAAGAAGAUAUCAAAGCCCUGCAGGAAAAAGUAACGAUUCUACAAGAAAAAACUGCAACCAACGAAGCCAAUUUAAGCUGUCUUCCAGCUCAGUUUUGCCGACACUAUGAAACUGUCCAGUUCAACAGCACAUUACCCUUUAGACGUCCCUGGCAUUCAAAUCGUACAAAUUCAGCUAGACAAUCGUGGCAUCAAAGUUCUUCAAGGAACAUUACCAAUUUACAAACGGGAGCGCUAUGGGAACCAGAGAUGAAUUCAACGGCGUCGAAUGUCCAAGAAUACCGACCUUGGGUUAAUCAUAAUCCCUUCAGUAGAACUGUUCGGCCGUAUUCAACGUCUAAUUACACGGAGUACCAAUCUUGGGCCCGUUAUGAACCAUUGAAUAGUACAACUCGGCAGUACCCAAGGAGGCGGUUGGAGCCCUGAUAAAAAGGAGCAAUUAAAAAUAAAUUCCAACUUGAAAACCAACAGAAUCAAUUUGUGACUUUCUGCGCAGGCUCACCUCGAGGGGAAGCAUGAAGUUUAAGGUCUCUAGAAUCACGUGCACUUUGAUUUUUUCUAAAAUAUUUAGACAGGGCUUAAUGGUUUUUCUUCAAAGUUUGUAUGGAGAAUUAGUGCUGUUCGCUACACUCAUAUAUUGCAUGCAAUUUUAUGAUUGUAUGCAACAGCGACGAACCGUUCUAAUUCUCCAUAUAAACUUUUGAGAAAAACCCUGUCCCAGUCUAAAUAUUUUUGAAAAAUUCAAUAUGCACGUGUUUCUGGGGACCCCAAACUUCAUGCUUCCCCUCGAGUUGAGCCUGCGCAGUCAAUUUUGUCAAUUUUUGCAGGUCAGUGUUAUUUAGCACAUAACGUAGAAAUUGAAAGGAA
Molecule: messenger RNA, 1050 nt
Organism: Culex pipiens pallens (northern house mosquito)
Lineage: Eukaryota; Metazoa; Arthropoda; Insecta; Diptera; Culicidae
Exons: 2
Coding region: 37-609 (190 amino acids)
Source: RefSeq, a predicted model, not a curated record